AUGAAUAUGUUGGAUGAUGAAGAUGACCAAAGCUUUCACGCUACGCGUGACGGCUACUCCCAUUUGAGCGAUGUCGAAUGGAAUGCGGUUGAACGGAUGGGUUCAACCAUGGGCAUCCAUGCUGUUAGCGUCAUGCUAGAGGCUCUCAAUAGAGAUGCCCAACAUGCUACUAUCGCCAAGUUCAUUCAAAAUGAACUUGACGCAGAACGCGAGAAAGUAGCCGUGCUUCACCAACAAGGAUCUCAACAAUUAGAGUUGUCAAGAGAACAGGUUGCUCAACAGUUUGAACUGUUGAGACAGCAGGAGGCUGCUGCUGGCGGGUCGAUGCACUCGCGUCGACCCGAGACUUUGAAGAUUGACAUCUCUAAGGCGCGUCGCAUCGACGACGGGGAUAUGCAAGUUGCAUUUGCUCAGUCAAAUCUGGCAGAACGUGCCAAGACUUGGGCACUGGGGCUCAAUUUGCACGACCCGUAUGCGUUUGGGUCGUUGGAAGUCUUCAAGUCGCGGCUCAGAUAA
Molecule: messenger RNA, 516 nt
Organism: Peronospora matthiolae
Lineage: Eukaryota; Oomycota; Peronosporomycetes; Peronosporales; Peronosporaceae
Source: the annotation of a GenBank genome assembly